This is a messenger RNA of Priapulus caudatus, 1306 nucleotides long. RefSeq lists its product as uncharacterized. The transcript is spliced from 3 exons. Bases 255 to 620 code for a protein of 121 amino acids. The record is from RefSeq and is a predicted model, not a curated record. NCBI's taxonomy places the organism in Eukaryota, Metazoa, Priapulida, Priapulimorpha, Priapulimorphida, Priapulidae.
CCAAAAUCAAAAGCGUUGAUUAUUUCUCUUAUCUUUGCAAUCAUACGCAGUGGGCUAGGUAAAUAUUGUUGGCGAACAUGUGGUGUGAUGUCAGAUACGACGCAUUACAUUGCGAUGUCGAUGACAGAUUCACAACAGCUAGCAUAAACACGACCUUGAUCGCGGAUAUAAGAGCGUGUGCAUUACCGCUGGUCCGUUAAACCACACAGAAGGUCCUACGCAGAAGUUUACGUGUCACUUGGCCAGUAUUCACCAUGAAAGGCAAGACGACGACAGGCGUACUGCUACUAUUUGCUCUCCUUGCUCUUGCUGGGGCUGACGAGAGUGAGCACCCGGACAGGUACUACGCGCCGAGAUGUUUCUGCACCGCCUACCUGCAGGGAAUUUGCUCAAACCCAUCCGCCUGCUUCGCGGACAAACGCUGGGAGCCUGACCACCAGUGCUACUGCUGCCGGGCGUGCGCUGCACUACAAGGGGACAUGAUGGAUACAUGUGGUGGCUACAACAUGUGGGCUGGCAGUUGUGCCAGUGACCUAUACUGUCAGUAUUACAAUGUUGAAACCUCUUCUUACAAGGAGAUUGAUCCACACACUGGUGAGGUUGGGACAUGCCUCAUCUAAACACACGUGCUAGCAAGAGAAAAUCCACGAAUAUAUUGAGUAUUAUAUAUAAUGAAUUAGGGCAUCCAUGUUGCUUCCAGCUAGCUAGAUCUACAUUCCAACUCCAGCUGAGAUAGGCUAGUGCAUUAAUCUAAAUGUGUACAUUUUACUGAUAGUAGCAUGACUAGUAAUAGAUAUAUACGUAAUGAAAAUCAAUGUGUGCAAUUCGAAUUUCACACUCGUCAGCUGUUCCUUAGGUAUUUUUCUUAGAUACUGGUAAUGGAUUAUUUCUGAACAACUUUUCAACUUUUCUAAAGUCGUGCAGACCUUGAAUUUCACAACUGCACCGACGUCAAGUGCAACGAUCACCCUCGCUUACCGCAGUGCCCCAAAACACUGGGUAAUGUCCAUGUCAAUUUUUUGGCCCGUACUAGUUUGUUAAUUCGUCUGAUUUACCUUCUGGUCCAGCUCAUUAUAAAAGUAUCUUUAUAGGCACGAUAGAGAAGCAAAAACAUAUUUAAAACCAUGAAAUAUCAGAUAGGAAUAGUACUUGGCAAUAAAAUGAAUCAUUAAUUUGUUGUGUACGGAGUCUACUGACAUGUAAAUACAGGAUUUGAUCAUUAAAUUGUCUAUGUCACAAAUUUUUAGAACCAGCAAGUAGAAUAUUUGUGUGUCAUUUGUACAAAAUAAAAUGUAUGAAAAUACAA